AUGGAAGUACCUUUCCAGUCUUCUGGUGGGCCUUCUCAUCAGUCCAAAUCUCCUCUAGUAGCGUGUGCUGAUGGUAGUAGUAGUUAUAAUAGUUGUAAUACAGUUGCUAUCAUUAUUGAUGUCGUCUGCAAUUGCUGUCGUGUGAAGGUUGAAGAUGGUGCUGGCGGUCGUGAUGGUGGCAGUCGUGGUGGUGGUCGCGGUGGCGGCGGUCGUGGUGGCGGCGAUUGUGGUGGCGGCGGUCGUGGUGGUGAUGGUGGUUGUGGUGGUGAUAGUGGUGAUCGUGGUGAUUGUAAUGACGGUGCUAGUGUUGAUAAUGGUUGUGGUGUCCCUGUUAUGGUGGUCUUUGUGAAGAACUGCAUCAAAAUUGGCGGCAAGACGUCUGUAUAUUUCCAUAUAUUUGAUGAACAUCUUCAUAUCUUUAAAGGAAUGUGUGAUGGCAACAGAGAAGCAAUAUGUGUGCAUCCAACAGGAUAUACUGGAUUUUAA
Octopus sinensis (East Asian common octopus) is the source of this 486-nucleotide messenger RNA. Its product is annotated as RNA-binding protein cabeza-like. The record is from RefSeq and is a predicted model, not a curated record. Lineage: Eukaryota; Metazoa; Mollusca; Cephalopoda; Octopoda; Octopodidae. The coding region runs from base 1 to 486 and encodes 161 amino acids. The transcript is spliced from 4 exons.